Scophthalmus maximus (turbot) is the source of this 1376-nucleotide messenger RNA. RefSeq names its product N-acylethanolamine-hydrolyzing acid amidase. Bases 57 to 1127 code for a protein of 356 amino acids. The record is from RefSeq and is a predicted model, not a curated record. Gene Ontology annotation, cellular component: lysosome. Gene Ontology annotation, biological process: fatty acid metabolic process. NCBI's taxonomy places the organism in Eukaryota, Metazoa, Chordata, Actinopteri, Pleuronectiformes, Scophthalmidae. The transcript is spliced from 11 exons. Gene Ontology annotation, molecular function: fatty acid amide hydrolase activity.
ACGUCGGUCUCGGGCUGCGGGACUUCGGCGCCGAGUCGCACUCGAGAGCGGUCGCGAUGCUGACGGGGACGGGGACGGUGCGCUGCGCGCUCCCGCUGCUCGGGCUCGCGGCGCUCGCGGCGCUGGGCCAGGCGCUGCUCGCCCCGCCGACGGUGAACGUCAGCCUGGACGAGGGGCCGGAGCUGCGCUGGAAGCCGCUGCUGCAAGUGUUCGACGUGGAGUUCCUGAGGAGAGCGGGCGCAGAGGUCAUCGACUCUACCGUUCCAAAAUGGGUGCACCAGGCACUCGCCCCGGUGGUGGUGGCCCUGGAGAAGUACAUUCCUCCGCCUUAUGCAGGGGAGAUCCGAGGCAUGGCCUCGCUCUUCGGGGGAAGCCUGUCAGACAUCGUCAUUCUCAACUUCGCCUACGAAAUAUCCGCAUUUUGCACCAGCAUCGUGGCCCAGGACAAAAACGGGAGCGUGUACCACGGCAGGAACCUCGAUUAUCCACACCCUGUUCUGAGGAAUCUGACUGUCAACGUGGUUUUCCUCAAGAAUGGAGAGGUGGCGUACCGCGGAACUUCUUUUGCUGGCUAUGUUGGACUGUGGACGGGACAAAGUCCUCACAAGUUUACUGUCUCCGGAGACCAGCGAGGCAGUGAUCACUGGUGGAACUGGUGGAAGAAUUUUGUGUCCGCAUUCCUCUUGGGUAGAACUCCUGUCAGCUGGCUGGUGAGGGAGACACUUGUGGAAGCAGAGAACUUCCAGGAUGCAGUGAUGCGUCUAUCUAAAAUCCCCAUCAUCACCGGCGUGUAUUACAUCGUGGGCGGGGUGCGAGCUGGGGAAGGGGUCGUCAUCACCCGGGACCGAAAGGGCCCCGCUGAUAUCUGGCCACUGGAUCCUGUAAACGGAGGAUGGUACAGAGUGGAGACAAACUAUGACCACUGGCUUCCCUCCAGGGACCCUCGAAGAUAUGCAGCCAGCAAAGCACUGAACGCUACUGGCCAGGAUCACAUUAACAUGGAUACACUCUACCAGGUUCUGUCCCAGUUUCCAGUGUGUAACGGAAUUACUGUUUACACGACAACAAUGAGCGCAGCACACCCUGAGAAGUACAGGUCGCUUGUCAGGCCACAGGGAUGUCCUUAAACUGACUGAGCUGACUGCUGUCACCAAUGCUGAGUGUUUUUAUUCUUGAAUACCUGAACUACACAACAUUGUGAUUUGCUGAUUCACGAUCAUGCGGGGAUCAUAUACGGAAUUUGACACAUGCAGUUCAGGGUGAGAGCGUGUUUCUGCCUCGAAAGAAUGUAAAAAAAAAGAUUUUUCCAAUUAUUGUAUCGCCUUAUGUACAUGCAAUUUAUAAGUGAAGCUUAAUAAACUUGUGAUUACUGACAA